GAAUGAGAAAAAUAAAUAAAUAAAUAAAUAAAUAAAUAAAUGAACGUUAAUUUUGAUGAGACUAAAAAGAAAAGAUUGAAAAAAGAAAGAAAAUAGAAAAAAAAAGAAUUAAUUGGUAUUUUUGUGCGCGUUUGUGAAUGAGAAAAAUAAAUCAAUAAUAAUAAUUUGAAAAUAAUAAAAAGAAAAACAUUGAAAUAAAUAAAAAUAAAUUAAUAAAUAAAGGAAGGAAGAAAGAAAAUAUAUAUAUAAAAAACUGGAAUUAUUUGGUAUUUUUAGCGCGUUUGUGAAUGGGAAAAGGGAAAAAUAAAUAAAUAAACACCAAAUUUGAUAAGAGAAACGAAGAGAAACAUUCAAAAUAAAAGAAAAAAAAAUAAAAAAAAACACUUUAAGAGGAGAUUAAUAAAGAGAUAACGAAAAUAUAGACAUAAAUAAAAAAAAUAUAAGUGAAAAAUUUGAUUACGAAAAGAAAAAAGAAAAAAGAAAAAUAACCACCACCACCACCACCACCACCAACAACAACAACAACAACAACAACAACAACAACAACAACAACAAAUAAAAACAUUAUAAGAAAGAAAAGAGAUUAUUAACACCACAAAAUAUAGAAAAGGAAUUUAAUACCACAAAAACACCAGAAAAGGAGUUUGAUACCACAAAAGGACACAAAAAAAGGAUUAACACCACUAAAACAUCAAUAAAAGAAUUGAAAUACCACAAAAACACCAGAAAAAGGAGUUUGAUACCACAAAAGGACACAAAAAAAGGAUUAACACCACAAAAACACCAGAAGGAGAUUAAUACCACAACAAAAACAAAAACAACAACAAAGGAACAAUAUAAAAAAGAAAAAAGAGAGUUCGCUACCACAAAAGCACACCGAGAAGGGAUCAAACACCACAAAGCAACAAUAAAAGGAAUCGAAUACCACAAGAAGACACGGAAAAAGGAUUAACACCACAAAAACACCAGAAGAAGGAGAUUAAUACCACAACAACAACAACAACAACAACAACAACAAGAUGGAGUACUCGGAGAUUCCAGGCGUAUAUAGUGAACGGCCACGCCCCUUCAUUGGAAUCAGAAGGUGGAUCCGAACCUACAGAACUCCAGUAGCCCUCUUUACCAUGUUGGUGUUGGUGCUCUGUCUGGCCAGUGGGCUCUCUAUCCUCAUUUCCAGCGCCCUGAUUGGUCCUGAAGAGCCGCCUCCUUCCUCGCCAGCCAACCAGAGCCUUGUCCACCUCAUGGCCCUCCCAUUCCCGCGGCGAGAUGAACACUGGUACGAGGCAAGAUGGACUCCCACAAUGCAGCGGAACACGAGCAAAGACGAGGCGGCGGUGGUGAGAGGAAGGCGCGCGGCUGGCGGGAAAGGCGAGCGGGAUGAGGCUGGACACGACAGGACAGCCUUGAGUGACCCAGACAGCGAGGAAUGGACCAAGCCAGACGGGUCCACCUUCCCUGCUAAUGACACCUGGCAUUGGAAUAGACACCCGGAUCACCUGCCGAGAGGGUCAGAGGAGGAUGUCAGCGAGGCCCUGGCAGCUGGCACACGGGCGCAGGAGGCGAGGGAACAGCAGGAGGAGCAGCUGGCACGGGCUAACAUCACGCUGAGGAGGAAGACAGCUGACUACAAACACCAACACGGGUUCAGAAAGACGUCACCGCUGGCUAUCAAUAUGGCUAAACUGGGCUAUGCUUUCAAUCACGCCACGGCUGCUGUUAGUGAGAGGCUAGCUCUCCCCCGCUCCACCGUGACCUUUGACCUUCGCUGGCUGGCUGACCUCAAAUCGGACCCCCACUGUGACCCAGCCCUCAGUAGGCCCCGCCCCCCGCCCUGCCCCGCCAAGGCCAAGUAUAGAACCUACGACGGAAGCUGUAACAAUCUGCAUAGGCCUACGUGGGGCGCCUCCUUCACAGCCUACAGGAGAAUGAUGCCUCCAGAUUACGUGGAUGGUAUCUCCAUCCCAAGGCGAGGUGUGAGGGCCGGCCAGCUCCCCAGUGCCCGCCAGGUGUCCCUUGAAGUGCACACCUUCAAGCGCGCCGCCUCUCAGUCCUACACGGUGUUAGCGAUGACCUGGGGACAGUUUGUGGACCAUGACAUCACUCUCACUGCGCAGUCCAAAGGAUCGGGUGGGCAGAGCAUAGCCUGUUGCACUGAAGAGGUGACACGAAACAAGACACUCCGCCACCCAGAAUGCUUUCCGAUCCCCUUGUCUGACUCUGAUCCUCUUUAUAAAGGAUCCAACUCUACUUGUUUGGAGUUUACGAGAUCAGCGCCCGCCCCGAAGUGUAAAUUUGGACCGAGGGAACAGUUAAAUCAGCAGACGUCCUACCUCGAUGCCUCUGCAGUGUAUGGCGCCACUCCUGAGGCAGCCAAGGACCUCAGGAUGAUGAAAGAUGGACUGCUCAAGACUCAGGUGGUUCCAGACGGGCGCGAGUUGCUGCCUCCCUCUCUGGACCCCCUGGACGGCUGCAACAAGGCGGCCAAACUCAAAUAUAACCAAUCUUGCUUCUUGGCAGGCGACCCAAGAGCCAAUGAGCAGGUUCUCCUAACGUCGCUCCACACAAUACUCGUCAGACAACACAACACACUGGCCAUCGAUCUCAAGGACCUUAACCCGAGCUGGCAAGACGAACAGCUGUUUCAAGAGGCUCGGAGAAUCUUAGUGGCGCAGCUCCAGCAUAUAACCUACCAGGAAUAUGUGCCCAGUGUCCUUGGGCCGAGAUUCAUGCGUCACCUUCACCUCUCGCCGAAGACUGACGGGCAACACACAAGUGACUACAACCCUCGCAUGUCAGCCAGUAUCGCUAAUGAGUUUGCUGCUGCUGCCUACCGCUUUGGCCACAGUCAGAUUCAGGGCUUGGUGCGGCAAGUUGACGGGGCGAGAAAGAACAUCAACUUCGGCCAGCUCUCCAGCAUAACAUUCAAUCCGUUUUCUUUGUACGUGAACGGCGAGAUGGCGCGUUACUUGAGAGGGGAGACUUCACAAAAAGCAGCGGCCGUGGAUACUUACUUUUCUCCGCAGGUCACGGGCCAACUAUUCCGCGGGAAAGCUAAGACAGGCAUUGAUCUGGUGGCCAUCAACAUCCAGCGAGGCAGAGACCACGGUGUGCCCGCCUACACGCGCGCGAGGAUGGCGUGCGGGCUGCCUCGUGUCCACAACUUCACUGAAUUGGCAACUGAGAUGGACACUGGAGCUCUGGCCAAGAUUGCGAAGGUGUACAGACACGUGGACGAGAUAGACUUGUACACAGGAGGAUUGGCAGAGAGGCCCAUAGAGGAUGGUUUGGUGGGCCCUACCUUCGCCUGCAUCCUUGCUGACCAGUUUCUGAGGCUGAAGAAAGGCGAUAGGUACUGGUAUGAGACUAAGGAAGGACCACAGGCAUUUAGUGAAGACCAACUGGCAGAGAUACACAAAUCGUCGCUGGCCAGACUACUGUGUGACAACGUACCUGAGCUCUUCUCCGUGCAAAGGUGGCCGCUGAGGGUCUACGCUACUGGUAACCCUCGCCUCCCUUGCUCCUCCCUGUCCAUACCGAAGCUUAAUCUCGAUCCUUGGGAAGUGGAUCCGCUCUAGAACUGUGGGACAGUGCUGCCAGGAUACACAAUAGCAGUGCGGAGGAACCAAGGCAAGCCGAGACACAAGAGGAUGUCAAACACGUUGCUCCCUAUGGCGUUACUGACUGCCAU
This is a messenger RNA of Portunus trituberculatus (swimming crab), 3688 nucleotides long. Its product is annotated as peroxidase-like. The transcript has 16 exons. Gene Ontology annotation, molecular function: peroxidase activity; heme binding. Bases 1020 to 3575 code for a protein of 851 amino acids. The record is from RefSeq and is a predicted model, not a curated record. NCBI's taxonomy places the organism in Eukaryota, Metazoa, Arthropoda, Malacostraca, Decapoda, Portunidae. Gene Ontology annotation, biological process: response to oxidative stress.